UUCCCAACCUUUGCAUCUAAAGGAGCCCAUCGUCCGAUGCGCCCCGUGCAGGCGUUCCCCACCCUGACGCCAGGAGCCCCGUUUUCUCGGCGUGCAGGUCAGCUGAAAUGACCCGGGAGCCAAAAUACCAACGUUUUACCCCCGUCUACUUUUGGGCUCCGCAUUUAGCCAUCCCCUUCGCUCCACCCCUUUCCCCGCCUCUCUUCGGCUUCUCGGUUAGGCAGAGACCCGCAGCGAAGGAUUGUGGGAAACUCCCAGUCGCUUCCACCGCCCUCAUUCGUUCCUCCUUUCUGCGGAGCAUCUGGCUUGCAAGGUGUGUGACAUCAGUAGCCGGGAGCCGAAGGUGGGAGUGAAGGAGUUGUACUAUGUCCAGGCAAGGUAUCGCUUGAGCAAGACACCUUUUGGAGAGACAGAGCCACAGCUAUCCCAAGGUCCAGAAGUGAGAGACAGGUCCUCCCUUUGGGCUAGUGAGAAGGGCCAACUGAAGAGAGCCCUCUCAACUGCCAGCUUCACAUCCCUCUGCUUUGGUUUGAGCUGAGUUUGGGUGAUAUCCACCUUUGCCACUCUCAUGAGCAGAAUGGAGUCUAAAGAAAGCACCCGAAGUGGAAACAAGACUGAUAGCAAGACUGCUAGCUCAGCAAAAUCUGAGAAACCUCACUCUGGGCCGGCAGCAAGUGCUGAUAAGAAAGAAGCUCCUAAGGAGCCGCCAACUCCUGCUGCCACCACCCCUGCAAAGAAAGGGGCCACAGCACCCAGCGAGGCAGCCAUGCUGAAUGACCACAGCAACCUGAAGCCUGCCGCAGUGCCAGCAGCUGAGGGGCCUGAAGCAAGUGCCCAUCCUGCUAACUCUGAGCAUAAAGAAAACAAUGCAGAGGAGUCGCCAGGGAGCUGCAUGUUUGAGAACAUCAAGCCCCUGCUCAUCUUUGGAGGGGCAGCAGUAGCUGCCAUAGCUGUGGUCAUAGGAGUAGCCAUUCUAGCUCGGAAAAAAUAGGGAACCUAAGGAAUGCAGGGAACAGAAUUUCCCCUGAGUUGUGUACUGUUCCUUUUGACAUCAGUGCAUGCAAUCACUUGUAUACAUACUUAUAAAUAUGCAGUAUAUAGCAAGAGAGACGUAGGUAGGUCUUACUCAAGGUUAGUAUACCAGGGUCCUGAAAAAAAGAAGAUUUUUUUUCCCCCCUGGUCAAUAGAUGCUAUUUUGUGUUUUCUUUCCAUAGCUCCUCCCCAUCCCACUUUUUGUCAGCUUUUAAACUUGGUUCCAGCAUCAUUUUCAGAUUCCUUUGCUUUUAGUUGUGCCAUGGAAGAGCAGAUGAAAUAAACACUUUCUCUUCAAGAGGACCAUCUAGUAUCCUGUAGUCCAGCUCACUGAAAUUACUUUCAGAGAUGCAUAAAAUGGCAGCAUCUUCACUAAUCUGAAGUGUAUUCAUCUACUUCGGUUCGUUGUCAGAGCAUCCAAGUAUAGUCUCACCUAAAUUAAAAAGUUCUCUUCGGAGUACGAGAAGCUAUCAGAGUUCAAGAAGCAAACUUAGCUUACUGAGAUCACUAAUCAAAGCCCAGGAGGAAACAUCUUGGCUUGCCAUCUAUCACACAAUGUCUACAAAGUACUAAAUAUAGUUUAGCCAUUGAUUGGAAUAGCUUUGGAAUAUAGUAAAGUAGUCUUUCUCUACCAUUUAAGUGCAUGUCAAAUGCAACCCUGCAUUGGCCAAGUACCUUUGUAGAAUUUAGAUACCUUUAAAAAGUGUUUUUUUUAAAAAAUAAAAAAUAAAAUCAGAUAUUGAAAUCUAUGUGAUUUAAACUUUUGGGAAAUUGAAAAGCUCAUCUGCUUAUGGAUUUUGAACUAAUAGUGGAGCUUCUCCAUAUAAAGGUACAUACCUGUUUGUGCUAUAAAUGGGAAUCAAGGGAAACAACAAACGUCAAAGGAUUAAGUGUGGAAUUAUGGAUUUAAGAAAAUUUGCAUAUGGAACAGCUGCCCAAAUACAAGCAUUUGAACCAAUGGACGAUCUUUAUUUCAACCUUUUAUAGCUUUAAUUCAAAAUAUAGCAAAAGAAUAAUAUAGCCUCAUGUAUUUCAUUGGAAAUUAUGCAAAGAAACAACAAACACUGAGUCACAGGAGCCAUUCCCCCCCCAUAACAUUUGAACCAGGAUGCCGAAGAUUAGAGCAAAUUUCCUGUUUUGAAAUAGGUUUGUUGUGUUGGUGGUCUUCUUGAAAUGUUUAAAACCAGAUUUGGGGGGGUGGGGAUAGUUAUUUGUCUUUGAUAUAUUUACUAAAGAUAUUUCCCCGACAGAAAGAAUUUGGACACUGGAGCAUUGGUUAUAAUGUAAGAUGACUGAAUGACCAUCCCUCAUGUAGUAGAUUUUUUUUUCCUGCUUGGACCCCACCAGUGUGAAACAGGUGUGUAUGUGUGUAUUAAUUAUACAACAUACCCAUACCAAUGAGAUUACAUUUAGUAAAAGAUUAAUGCUUGUGUUAUGUAUGUAUAUGUGUAUCAUGUUUUCAUCUCAUCAUAAUGUUUGUGUUAUGUAUGUAUAUGUGUAUCAUGUUUUCAUCUCAUCAUCUCAUCAUCUCAACUAACCUCUAUACUAGAUUUUUUUUUUGUAUUUUUAGCCCCACUCACUUUAACGUUGCAAACUAUAAAUCCAGAAGUAUAGUAAAAUGAUAGUAUUGCCAAGGCCAGUGUUUUUUAAUCUUGGCAAUUUUAAGAUGUGUGGACUUGAACAUGGCUGGCUGGGGAAUUCUGGGAGUUGAAGUCCAUACAUCUCAAGAGUUGCCAAAAUUGAGAAACAUUGGCCUACACUACAAUUAAUCAUCUCUCUUGCAUUUAUGGCUGUGAUCUUAUAGGUUAGGUCUAUAAGGGAAUCAUUCACUGGCACUCAUUGUUUCAUAUUGUGAUAUCCCACUGUUCUGAAUAAUUUUUCAGAAGCUUUUCCCCAUCUGAAAACCUGUAUUCUUGUGUAUAUGUGUACAAGCUUCUUUGAGAAUAUGUGUAUAUACAUUAUAAUUUAUGAAGCCUUUGUAAAGCUACAAAACCUGUAUUCUUUGUAGAAAAGCAGAAUGCAACCAUUUAUCUGCACACCUGCAUUCACACAAAGUGUCUGUGUUUGUGCCACUUGCAUUUCAUUGUACAAUAGCCAAAACCAAGAUUUCCUUUCAAUAAACAAAGAUACAUUUAGCUAAUUGAUGAAUGUAUAAUAAUCCGUCUUGUGCUUGUAAGGAAUCCCUCUGAUUGAUGGACAGUUGCUGGUACAAAAGAACUUUCUCUGCUUGCCUCUGAUACGUGUUCCUAAACUAUUCUGGAGCAAUUGAUAAGAGCCUGGAGUAGGAAAGGGAUGGGUGAAGAAGGAAGAAGCUAUUAUGCCCAAGGAAUGGCAUCAACAGAUAUUCCCCAAUAUAGUUUGGUGGUGUAAUUGUGGAUUGUGUGAUAACAUGUGCAGGCUUAUUUCUCUCUUGAAGUUUAAUGUAAACCUAAUGGUGGUGUAUCAGCUUUGCCCCUGCCCCAAACUGACCCUUAGGGAAAUGAUAGUGAUGCAGAACUAGCCUAACUUGCUGCAUGUGUUUCUGUAUACUCCACAAAUUACAUUCACUGCAAUAAUAAACACAGCAAAUGCUUCCUCAUUCUUGCUUUGAACAAUGGACAUCUGGAAAAUGUGUUUGUUUAUGUAGGCUAAGCUCAGUGAACUUGUGCUUUAUGAAAAUGUGCAAUUUUCGAUAGAAAGGCUAGUUAUGUUUCAGUUUGGUAAGCAAUAUCAUGUAAGCUUUUGAAUGUGUGUCAACAUUUGUGUUUGUUUCUUUUAAAGGUGAACAAAUCAACAUGCACUGCAUCCUGAUUUGUGCAACCUCUCAUAUGUCUUGUCUCCUUACUUAGUGGCUUUGGGUUGCUGCUUAUUGGCACCAGGGAAAUUGCCGCAAAGUUUGACAUUGGCAUCUCUACUAUUGGCUAUACUUUGUAUAGUACAACAAUCCCAUUUAAGCAUUUCUCUAGUUCCAAGGUUGUUGAUACGCUUCUAUUAUCAUUAGUGAUAAAGUAACAAAACACUUCCUUCAGAAGGCUAACCAUCUUCAGCUGGGACCCUUGUAUGUCUUGAAUGAAGUCAGGAUUGCUUCUAUUGGUUUUUAAAGGAGUCCCCCGCCCCCAUUUCAAUCUUUGCCAUACUUUGCCGUGCAUACGGGCAAAAUAGUAUUGUUUCUAUUUAUUGUUGCAGAUCAGCUGGAUUAUUAUACAACUCAUCAACUAACUGUUUUUAUACUUGGUAUUUUUACUCUUUCCCUACCCAGCUCCCCAAGUUUAGGUAUCGUAUCAGCCUCUUUCAUUGUUUAGAUUGAGAAUGAAUGGACCAAGGCAAUUCUGUGAGCUUUAUGGGUAAGAAAGGUCUAGACCAGGGGUUCUCAACCUUGGCAACUUUAAGACUUGUGGACUUCAAUUCCCAGAAUUUCUCAGCCAGCUUUAGCUGGCUGAGGAAUUCUGGGAGUUGAAGUCCACAAGUCUUAAAGUUGCCAAGGUUGAGAACCCCUGGUCUAGAGCUUUGACUCUCAAGACUCAACUUUACAUUGUUUUUUUAAAUACAGUGCAGUCCUCCGAAAGUACAUUCUAGAGUAAAUUGCACUGACUUUUGAGUUAUUUUUACAAAAUGAGUGCACCUUUUUCUGUAGAUAGGAAAUGAUCAGCUAAUAUUAAAUGUCUGCUCCAACUGGGUAUUUCCUAUAUCAAAUGGCAUGUAUUAGUAUGAGUGGAGCUGGAGUUAAUGUUAAAAGACAGAGGAUGUGAAGAAUAAUUGGACACUGCUCCUUAGUAAUCACAGACAGUGUUGUUGCCAAUAUUGGAACUGCCAUCCUUGCCCCCAUCUUUAAUUUUAAUGUAAUGGAAUUGGGGGAACUGGCCUUGAGACAGUUUUUGAAUACUGGUAGCUUCAGCAAAUUCAUUAGCAAACUGCUGUGAUAGCAAAAUGAGUCAUGAUAUCGUUGUAUAAGUGGUGCAGUAAUGUGAUGAUAUCAAAAUAUCUGAUGCAAGUAGCUAAGUCACAGCCUUUGUAUUUGAUGAUGUCAUGAUGCAUUUGUCACUCUCUUUCCAUCCAAUCUAGCUGCAGAUGUCCAUGUAUAGCCUCCUAAUAAAGAAAUACACAUUUAACGUAAGUCUAUCAUGCAUGAUCAAAAAAUCCCCAUUCAGUAGGCCAGACUUCCUAUAUGUGCUUAUUUGGUAGGAAAUACAUGAGUUGUUCCCAUUUUUAUUUAAAUGAUACAAAGUUUUCAUUCUGCAUAUAAAUUUGGAAAGACAGUUCCCUCAAAUUCCUUUUUUGUUGCUGUACACCCUUUAGUACAAAAUAUUAAGAUAUAUUAGCAAUCUCAAUUUGGCUGGAAACAUGUAUCAGUAGAGUCAGGGAGAUCAGCCCUUUAUCAGCUUUAUAUAGGACAUUCAAGAGGGUUCCUUAAUUAAACAUACUGGAACUUAUGCAUGAACUGAGGAUUCAAGGUGACACAGCUAUAACUGCAGCAAUGCUUCAACUGCUUCAGUAAUUGAUUCUGAUAAAAAGUUUUUCCCAACAUAUUUCGCUUUUUUUUUUUGCUUGAAAGAAAGACUCAGAUUUCACUAUUCAAUAUCAAAAAUGAGUAUAUUAUUUGCUGGUUUUAGAUAUUGUCCCCAUACAGUUCACAGAAAUGGAUAGUGUUUCUCUCUUUAGUGACUAAAACGUGAAAAACGAAAGAGGGAAAACUAGCAAAAGCAUAAGAAACUCCUUCUCAUCCCCAAAAGCCACUUUUAUUAUAUAAGAUCUGGUUGGUUGUUUUAGAUGUGUGAGGACAAUAAAAUGUAAUGACAAGAACUAGUAUCUAAAAACCGAAAGUAAUUUAGUUUAGACCAGGGGUAGGCAACCUUGGCUCUUUUAUGACUCGUGGACUUCAACUCCCAGAAUUCCUGAGCUAGCAUGGCUGGCUCAGGAAUUCUGGGAGUUGAAGUACACGAGGCAUAAAAGAGCCAAGGUUGCCUACCCCUGGUUUAGACAAAUAUAUGUACAAGUGGGCAAACGUUAAGACUAUGCUUCUAUCCAAAGUCUUGGCUCUGUCUGUCUUACAUUCUCCCAUUCUUCUUAUACCACUUCUUUUUUCACAUGAACCAUCUUUUAAGAUGCCCAGUGUACAAAGCCCACCUCACCUUCUCCAUGUCACAGAAUCUCCCAUACUCUGCCAAGCAGUCUUCAGUUUAGCUUGACUCCAACGUCAUUUUAAAUUGUACUCUAGGAUGAAUGGGGGGAAAAAGCACUGGCUGAUGUAACCCCUUAAUUUCUUCUGUUUGUUAAUAUGAGCAUGGCCCAAAAUAUCUGGCGUAUGAAAGAUAGUUCUGUUAUAAAUUUCUGUUUCAAUCCCAAAGCCAUGCCUUGGUUAUAAGGUGGCAGCUACAGUUCCAUCAUUAUAUCUCAUUGUGCAGAAUUGAUGAGCACUAUGUGAUGCAAUUAAUCCAUUGCUAAUUUUUCAGUCAUAGAAGCUUAAACCAGUUUCCCAAGCUACCAAAAAUGCAAGGAGAAUACCCCUUUUGUGAUAUGCCUGUAUCCUUGUUCGUAAAUGUAUUUGAGGUGAUCUCCCACCCCUUCAUAUUUCUUAUGUCUUUUCCUAUAUUUAUGGUUAAGGGAAGGUCCAAAGUAAUCCGUGUAGAUGGGAAAUGCUAGUUGAUUCAAUCCGAAUGUUUGCUAUCUGCUUCUAGAUUCAUUUGAACAAAACAAAAUCAUACAAAAUGUACUCCACAGCAAAAAAACAAUGUAACAUUACUAAAGAGUCUCCCCAUUAAUACGAGUAGCCUAUAACAUUAAUUGAUUAUUUCCCUUACUUAACAGGCACACUUACAUAAACAACAUGAGAUUCUCCAUAGGUCCUGGGCUAUAACCAACCCAGUUCCGAGAUAUAGUCCAACACAAUUGGAAAGAACAAAGUUGGUAAAUGCUAACUUAAUAUAUGUUGGCCUAUGCAUAACAGAGAUUAAGGUGGUUUCUUUUUUUCAUUUUGAAGUCAGCUGUUGCAGACUAUCUUUUGUCAAAGCAAAUGUGAAGAAACACCACUUUGAGUUAGAAAAUAAAUCUGAACCUUUUAAAAAUCUUCUGAUAUUGCCUAUGCUUCUAUGGACACUUUGUAUGGGCUUCAGCUCAGCUCCUUAAAAUGGCAAAGAAUUUUUCCUUUCCCAUAUAGUAUUCUCUUUUAUUUGAAUUUUAAAAUGCGUAUAAAUGCAAUAAUGCAGGUAGAGUAGAACUAUUAGACUGAAAAUUAAAGUAGUUUAGCUUGUCCCAUUUGUGACCUACAGUGUUGUAUGACACCCAACACUGUAUCCUAGCAUUCUCAAGGCUUUCCUACAUAGCUGAAUCUAGUCUUAGCUUUGAAAAAUCAUUGUGUGAAUGGUGGGGUGGGUUGACUGGGAACGUGUAUACUUUACAUACCGUAUGUUAUUUGCAUCAGAAGCUACAUAGCCACUCCAUUUUCUAUGAAACUGUAAAUGAUUCCCAAUAUACCUGUAACUAUUAUCAGGAUUGUGUGAAAUAAACUAUAUAUAUCUAUAUAGA
Molecule: messenger RNA, 7533 nt
Organism: Crotalus tigris (Tiger rattlesnake)
Lineage: Eukaryota; Metazoa; Chordata; Lepidosauria; Squamata; Viperidae
Gene: CEND1
Product: cell cycle exit and neuronal differentiation 1
Exons: 2
Coding region: 569-991 (140 amino acids)
Biological process (GO): cerebellar Purkinje cell differentiation; radial glia guided migration of cerebellar granule cell; cerebellum development
Source: RefSeq, a predicted model, not a curated record